Molecule: messenger RNA, 952 nt
Organism: Andrographis paniculata
Lineage: Eukaryota; Viridiplantae; Streptophyta; Magnoliopsida; Lamiales; Acanthaceae
Exons: 4
Coding region: 92-496 (134 amino acids)
Source: RefSeq, a predicted model, not a curated record
ACAAUUGAAAGGUCCGAAUGUGUCAAAUGAAGAUUAUAAAGCUUCACUGAUCACAGUGAAUUGGAAUUUAGGCGGGUUACAAUGAAUUACGAUGGCUGAAUUUUCUGAAGAAAGAUGCACAAUUGGAAUAAUCUGGUGGAAGGGUUUUUUCUGCAAAGUCUCAAGAGUCUUGAUCCAAAUCCUCCAUACCAACAACAUCAGAGAAGCUCCCUGUUCCAGGGGUGGAGGAUGGAUCAUCACUUCCAGCAGAGGGAUUGGAGGUUCCUCAGAUAGUUCUGAUGAUUCACAGGGAGAUGCAGAUGCCGUGGAAAGCAAGAACUGCAGUGGUCGUCUAUGCCUGCAACAGAGAAGAACAUUUUUUUGCCAAAAUCGAACAGCUCCAGCAAUUAUAUGCCAACGUGAUUGUAGAACUCCGAAAGCACGUUCAACAUCUUUUCUACAGGACUCUUGUUUCUGUGCAAAAAGUCUUUUUUUGGACUUCGUAGAUCAUGAAUAGUUUGCACAAUAGUAUCCUACUUAGGAUAAAUACCAUCAACUAAAUAUUUUUUCCCUUGAAGGGUACAAUGUGCAGAGGAGCAAUACCUAGAGCAAGAUUUGAAAACAAGUGCGAAGAUUUUAAAACAUGAAUGUCAUUUGGAACCUGGCAUGCCAAAAUAUGCAUGUCAAAUCCAAGUUCAUAAUCAGUCACAAUUUCAAGAAUAAUAGUUGGUGAUCCUCUACGACCUGCAUAUUAACUUGCGAAAGCCGUAGCGCGAUUUUUCCACUUUCAAUGCAUGCGAUCUAAAUUGUCUAAUAUACCUAAAAAAUCACGAGAUUCUCCAAUAUGAAGCAACCUUGCAAUAUCAUUAGCAUUAAGAUGUGAAAAAUAUUCAGUUGAAAAAAUUUCAACAACGGCACGACAAAAUAUCUUAACAUUUUCAAUUUUUGUUGAUUCACCAAUUUUAAUGUACUU